AUGUCCACCUUUGACUUUGUCAUCGUCGGAAGUGGCCCAUCAGGCAGCGCCCUUGCCGCUGGCCUCGCCAACUCCGCCGCAAAGCCCCAUGUCCUCCUCCUGGAAGCAGGCGAUCAUAACGAAGAUCGGAACCUCCGCGUCGACGGCCAACGAUGGAUCACCUUCCAGAACCAGGACAUGAACUGGGGGUACAAAACGACCCCACAGAGUGACUGCAACGACCGCGAGAUCGACUACAGUCGCGGCCGGUGCCUGGGCGGGUCGAGUGCCAUCAACUUCGGUGUGUACAGCGUCGGCGCGCGCGACGACUACCAGGAGUGGGCGCGAAUCGUGGGCGAUGAGUCGUUUGCGUGGGACAAUAUCCAGCGAAGGUUUAAAGAGCUGGAGACAUUCCAUGGGGAGAUUCCUGUUGGCGUGGCGAGGAAGUAUGCGGAUCCGAAGAUGGAGGAUCAUGGGAGCAAGGGUCCGUUGCAUGUCGGCUUUGCGCGGGAGUGGGAAAAGGAUUUGACGGAGCUUUUGGAUGUUUUUGAGCAGGCUGGAUUUCCCUUGAAUCCUGAUCAUAAUUCGGGGAAUCCAAUUGGGAUGUCGGUGCUGAUUAACUCGGCCCAUAAGGGGCUACGCUCGACUGCGGGGGAUCUGGUGAAGGAGAAGCUGGAUAAUUUGACGAUUAUCACCGGAGCGCCUGUGCAGCGUGUCCUCCUGGAGGGGACCAAAGCUGUUGGUGUGGAGUCCAAUGGGAAAAAAUAUCAUGCCACGAAGGAAGUCAUUCUAAGCGCCGGUUCAUUGAAUGACCCUCGUAUCCUGAUGCACUCGGGCAUUGGCCCCGCCACUCAGCUCAAGCAGCACAAUAUCCCCGUUGUCCUUGACGUCCCCGCCGUCGGCCAGGGUCUCCGCGAUCACUGCUUCGUUCCGAUAGUCAACACACGCUCAGGAACGAGCACGGACCGAAAAGCCUUCUACGGCGACAGAGCCGCCAUGGAUGCCGCACUGAAGCAAUGGCAAGAAGAUGGCACGGGACCCUGGGCAAAAUUUGCCUGCGAACUGGGCAUCGGCUGGUUCAAACUAUGCGAACCGCUCGUCUCCUCACCGGAAUUCAAGGCCCUUCCCCCGGACGAACAGAAAUAUCUUCUCCAAGAGACGGUACCGCACUACGAGAUUAUCACACAUUUCCCUGUCCACUGGUUCAUUCCGGAUUUCCCGUCUGAAGCACUGAACUACUCUUGUCUGCUCGUCUUCCUGUUCAAUGCACAGACUCGCGGAGAAGUCACCCUGCAAUCGUCUGACCCGGACGCUCCCCUCUGCUUCAAUCCCAGGUUCCUGGCUCAUCCGUUCGACCGCCGGCUCGCGAUUGAAGCCCUGCGGGACUCGUUCCGCAUCAUCAAGCACGAGUCCUACACGAAGGAUAACGUGGCCGAGAUGGCAAUGCCCAAGGGCGAGUCAGACGAGGAUCUGCUCGAGUACUGGCGGCAGAACAUCUCGUCAAGCUGGCACAUGACAGGGACCGUGAAGAUGGGUAAAAGGGGGGAUGUGGAUGCGGUCGUGGAUCCGGACUUCAAGGUCAUGGGCAUUGAGAACCUGCGUGUGGCAGACAUGGGUGUGGUCCCAGUCUUGGUGAAUGCGCAUGUCCAGGCCGCUGCGUAUGUCACUGGUGCAACUUGUGCGGAGAAGUUGGUUCGUGAGUAUAACCUUGCUUAG
This is a messenger RNA of Aspergillus thermomutatus, 1695 nucleotides long. Its product is annotated as GMC family oxidoreductase. NCBI's taxonomy places the organism in Eukaryota, Fungi, Ascomycota, Eurotiomycetes, Eurotiales, Aspergillaceae. Bases 1 to 1695 code for a protein of 564 amino acids. Gene Ontology annotation, molecular function: oxidoreductase activity, acting on CH-OH group of donors; flavin adenine dinucleotide binding. The transcript has 3 exons. The record is from RefSeq and is a predicted model, not a curated record.